This is a messenger RNA of Poecilia reticulata (guppy), 4011 nucleotides long. RefSeq lists its product as uncharacterized. The record is from RefSeq and is a predicted model, not a curated record. Lineage: Eukaryota; Metazoa; Chordata; Actinopteri; Cyprinodontiformes; Poeciliidae.
GUUGACGCACCAGCGCACCUUGAACUCGUAGUGAGGCAGAAGUUUGGACUAAGCUAAGCUAAGCUAAGCUGGAGCAUGUCUGGGCUUCCUCGGUUCCUCCGCUUUUCGCCCUCAAACUCGGAGCGGAUAUGGCGCAGAGGAAGCGCAGAGAAGUGCAUCAGUUUGUCUUUCAGAGCUAAGUUUCUGCGCCCCGGUGUUGCCCGUCCGGGCAGCGGAGGCGGGUCCAGRUGGUACAGCAGCUGCGAGCCGGUCCGGAUCGGCUGCGCCUCCGGGUUCUGGGGGGACACGGCCACGUCAGCCCCUCAGCUGAUCUACGGCGGGCAGCUGGACUUCCUGGUGUUCGACUACCUGAGUGAGAUCACCAUGUCUCUGCUGACCGCCGCCAGAACCAAGAUGCCUAACCUGGGUUACGCUCCGGACUUCGUCCAGGUGGCUCUGGCUCCGUUCAUCAACGACAUCCACAGGAAAGGUAUCCGUGUCGUCAGCAACGCGGGCGGAGUGAACCCACUGGCCUGCGCCGAGGCCAUACAGGAAGUCGUCAAAAAGGCGGGGCUGGACCUGAAGGUUGCCGUGGUGACCGGUGAUGACCUCAUGCCCGGCAGGAGCCUCCUGUCUGAAGUAAAGAUGGCCGACGGCGGCGGCAGGCGGCCGCUGCCUAAAACGCUGCACAGCAUGAACGCCUACCUGGGGGCCGAGCCGAUCCGCCGCUGCCUGGACCUGGGGGCCGACGUCGUGGUAACGGGGCGCUGCGUGGACAGCGCCGUGGCUCUGGGGCCGCUCCUGCACACGUUUGGUUGGAAGAGAGACGAUUACGACUUGCUUGCAGCAGGAAGCCUUGCAGGUCAUCUGAUCGAGUGUGGAGCUCAGAGCACCGGAGGGAUCUUCACCGACUGGCACCAAGUUCCCGACUGGGACAACAUGGGCUUCCCGGUGGUCGAAUGUUCCUCCGACGGAUCCUUCGUUCUCUCCAAGCCUCCAAAAACCGGGGGCCUGGUUUCCUUCGGAACCGUCGCCGAGCAGCUGGUGUACGAGAUCGGCGACCCGCGGAGAUACCUGCUGCCGGACGUCAUCUGUGAUUUCAGCCAGGUGGCGAUCCAGGAACUACCCGGUGCAGACGGAGGGGCCGUCAGAGUCACCGGCGCCAGAGGUUUGGCCCCCUCUCCUGACUACAAGGUGUGUGCCACCUACAUGGACGGGUUCAGAGCGACGGCGGUGUGUCCGGUGGGAGGGCCCAGAGCGGCCGAGAAGGCCCGGCGGACCGCAGACAGCAUCGUCAAGCGGACCAGGAGGAUGUUUCAGCAGUUGGGACUGGAGGAUUUUAACUCGGUUAACAUUCAGGUUCUGGGCGCUGAAGACACUUACGGCCCAAACGCUCGCAGAAAAGACUCCAGGGAGGCCGUGGUCUGGAUGGCCGUCCACCACAAGCAGAAGAAAGCUCUGGAGGUCUUCUCCAGGGAGGUGGCUCCUGCAGGAACAGGCAUGGCUCCUGGACUCACCGGCAUCGUGGGCGGACGACCCAGAGUGUCUCCAGUCCUGAAACCGUUUUUCUUCUUGCAUCCCAAAUCCCAGAUAAAGGUCAACAUCCACGUUGCUGGAGAGCUGGUAGAGUCACUUACCGAACCGGACUCACCUGAGCAGGCGCAGGACGAAGCUCCUCCCACUUCUCAUCAGGACGUGCCGGACACAGACCUGCCCAGUGGACCACACACCUACCGGCUGGAGGACCUGGCAUACACACGCAGCGGCGACAAAGGAGACUCGGCAAACAUCGGAGUGAUCGCUCGCCAUCCUCUCUACUUCCCUUACCUGAAGAAACACCUGACUUCUUCUGUGGUGGAGGACUACUUCUCCCACCUGAUCGAGCCUGGAGUGCAGAACGCCGUCACACGAUACACCCUGCCGGGGAUCCACGGCCUCAACUUCGUUCUGACGAGUUCCCUGGGAGGGGGAGGGGUGGCCUCGCUCCGCAGCGACCCCCAGGGAAAAGCCUACGGACAGAUGCUGCUGGACCUGAGGCUGACGGGACUGCCAGACCUAAAGUCCCUGGUGGACUGAACGGACUGAACGUCCCACUGAGGUGGACACAAACAUUUUACCUCAACAGGAACACAAAUGAUCAUUUAACCUUCAGAUCGACUGAAAUACAGCCUGGACGUCACAAAAACUAUUGUUCAUAAGAUGAAAUUUGGCACAGACUCGCAGUGGAAACCAAAGAAAACCUCCACUGACCCAUGGAGUCAGGUUGGCUUUGGAUGACCGUUGUUCAUGUUGGACGGCUCAGUUUCAUGGCGAAUUAUUCCUGUAUUUGAAGGUAAAGUCAGGCUCUGAAACUUUAAGGCCAAAUUCACAAAGUUCAAAAUAUGUGAGUUUCUUUUUGCCUUAUUGAAAUUAGGGAGUAAACGAAAGCUUUCAAAUACAUUAACUACACUGUCAAAAGAACUGAAGCGUCUGAAAUGAAACCCAGCAUUAAUUUAGAUUAUUUUAUUACCACUGAUCUGCAGUUAUUUCCCACCGGAGCGAACUUUAAGUCUGAUCAAAGGCAGCCAUUGUUUCUGGUGGAAAAAAAUCAAACUGUCAUCAGCGUAAAUGAUAAUUCACUCAGAAUCAGCAUGGAGGAUUCAAAGGCUGUGGGAAUUCACAUUAUACACAAGAUCCUGAUUAUUACAAACAUAUUGAUCCAGAAGAUGCUGAUAAAUCAGGUAAACCUCUGCAAACUAAAGGCGGUGGAGAUAAUAGCAUGUUUAGCUAACUCUGAUUUACAGGUCAAGUCCAGAGUUUUGUUCUGUCAGAGCAGCUGAUGCAGAUGAUCUGUGGGAUAUUUUAGCCCUCAGCUGGUCACAAUGUGUCGGCCUCAACGCCUCGUCCUUCUACCGUUUCUGCUUUUACUCGGAGCUGCCAACCUCUUAUGUUUACAUUAGUUGUCAUCAUACAACUUUAAUAUUUUCAAUGCAAAAUGCAGAAACUGUAAAAAGCAAGAAGUCAUUGGGCAGCAAGAGAUGAUGCGUACUGUGAAGAAAGCAUCAGGCUCUGCAGGACGUUCUUAAGCUGGAGGCUGAUUGUUGCUAAAGAACAAAGAAAAACAGUUUAACUUUUCUACGCCCUCAGUCUUUGGGUUUAGCUGCCUUCUUAGCCGCGCUUUGCCUCGGGGGAGCUGACCUUUGACCUGAGCACUGGAGAGUUUUGGUUUGGGUUUCCUCGUAAGAUGCUCCAGGCAGAUAUCAGAGGUGGCGCUCUCAUCCGACAGGAACGUCGGCGUCUGGUUCACCUCGACCCGACCCGGCUCUGAUGUUCAGGAGGAAUGCGAGUCUCUCUCUCUCUCUCUCCACCGCCAGACUCGGCCGCGCUCCGUCUCUGUUGUCAUAAUUGCAACCAGACUGAAGCUGGGAGUCGGGAGUCUCUGCAGUUUAAACUGAAUCAUCUCCCAAAACGUCUCUCUCCAAAGUUUCCUCCGUUUCCAGGGAACCUCUUCGGCUACCGUUCUGUUUACCUCUCGCCAAAACACUCCAAGAACCAGAAAAUGUGAAACAUACACACACUUUGUUUCUGUUUUUUAGAAAGUUAGGUGACUAGCAGAAAAGAAGCCACAUUGAGCAGCCUCCCUGAAACAAUAAAUAAACAGCGGCUCAGUAAACAGACUAUCAAAGGCCUCGGCUGACAGUGGAACCAUAAUAAAUAUCGACCCAUCAAACUCUCCAGACAGGAUUCAGAGCCGGCGGUAAAUCAGGACUCGGGGGGGAAGUUCAGAUCUGUCCGCCUUUGUUUCAGAGCAACAAGACAUGCAGAGCUGGGUGUCACAGUAAAAUCUUUUAAGUGCUUGUUCUCAUAAAACCACAGCCGUCACCACUCUGCAUACGAAAGCGCCUCACGACUACAACGAGGUCUGGAUCCACAUCUGUCCCACGUUUUCCUCCGCAGGAACAGCUAGGCGUUCCACGGAUCUGCCGAUUGGUCAUUUGCUCUCCUCGUUUUGUCAUAAUAAACUUUCCCCAGAGCCGGGAUCUGGGUCAGGUC